Molecule: messenger RNA, 1405 nt
Organism: Purpureocillium takamizusanense
Lineage: Eukaryota; Fungi; Ascomycota; Sordariomycetes; Hypocreales; Ophiocordycipitaceae
Exons: 4
Coding region: 58-1206 (382 amino acids)
Source: RefSeq, a predicted model, not a curated record
CGUCAAGCUUUUGCCUCGGGAGGGGAUGCGACGACCCGAUAUCACGGCAAGCCCUUGAUGAUGAUGUCGAUGCUGCCACUGCCAUGGCAUUUAAAAACAGGCCCUUUCCCUGGCUUUCCCCCUGUGACGCCAUGUCUUCUCCUUCCUGAUUCCUCCCAUCAUCCCCUCGUGUUGACUGCGGCUACCCUCAGGCACAUCCUUUCUGUUGUUGCCCAUUGCUACCUACUACCAUCGCCACUCGUACAUAUACGCAGCCAUUCAUUCAUUGCACCGUGGAAACCAAUCGUCACCAUGGAUCCCAAACCAGUCUUCGCCGUCACUCACCCACGGGCCUGCUCUACGGCCUUUGAACGGGUCUUCAUGACGCGCCGUGAUGUGCUUGAUAGCCAGCACGAGCCCUUUGGCGACGCCUUCUACUACGGGCCCGAGUUCCUGAGCGACCGCUACAGGGACGACCCGGCUACCCGUGCUGCCCACCCCCAGUCGGAUCAGACCUACAAGUCCAUUCUUGAUCACUUUGCGGAGGUUGAAAAACAGGGCAAGCGCGUCUUCAUCAAGGACAUGGCGUACUACCUCUUCCCGCCCGAGGGCCAGCCCACAAAGAUUGCCGAGUCCCUGGGCGGCGGCGAAGAGCCUGGCAACCCUACUGUCAUUCCUCUCGACGUCUUGCGGCAAUUCCACUUCACCUUUCUCAUCCGCCACCCUCGCCGCUCAAUCCCCUCAUACUACCGCUGCGUGAUCCCGCCCCUCAACGAGAUCACCGGCUGGAACGACUUUAUGCCGAGCGAGACGGGCUACGAGGAGCUCGUCCGGCUCUUCGACUACCUCAUCGAGCAGGACAUCGUCGACAAGGACCACCUGACGGUCCUCGAUGCCGAUGAUCUGCUCGACAGCCCCGAGGCCAUGAUCAAGCUCUAUUGCGAGCGCACGGGCAUCGAGUUCGACCCGAAGAUGCUUGUCUGGGACCAGGAGGACAAGGAGCAUGCCGCCAAGCUGUUUGCCAAGUGGAACGGCUUCCACGACGACGUCCUCGGCACCGAUCGGCUCAUGGCCAGGACACACGCCCAGAAGACAUCGACGGUCGAGUCUGAGAACAAGGAGUGGACCGACAAGUACGGCCCCGAGGCGCAGAAGCUCAUCCGAGAGCUUGUCGACGCCAACAUCCCGCAUUAUGAUUACCUGAAGCAAUUUUGCCUGAAAGUCUGAUUUUGAGACCAUGAACGGAACACCACAGAAACGGCGCACCUCACACGGCAUGACCAAGAGAAAUACUCGGAUAUUAGGGCCUGAUGACCUGCCCAUGGAGGCUUGCUUUUGCUCCUCUUUGCUUUAGAUAAUUGCCUUUAUGAUACAGCAACGGGCGAGCGGACAGCCCGUAUAUAUGUGGUACAAGUGACUCCUCCCC